This is a messenger RNA of Crotalus tigris (Tiger rattlesnake), 1962 nucleotides long. RefSeq lists its product as uncharacterized. The record is from RefSeq and is a predicted model, not a curated record. Bases 253 to 498 code for a protein of 81 amino acids. NCBI's taxonomy places the organism in Eukaryota, Metazoa, Chordata, Lepidosauria, Squamata, Viperidae. The transcript has 4 exons.
GCUUAUGUAUCUUCAAGUUAUAUAAUACGUUCCCAGUGCAUAACUAAAAGAGACUUAACAUCAACUCUUCGAUGAAGCAAUCAGGAAACACCUGGAUUACUCCACAUAAUAAGCUUUCUUCAGACACAGGAUACAAUCCCCACAUUGUAAACUUCCUGUCUUCUCCAGGAAGCAGGAGAAGGAAGGAAGCCCAAUGUCUUCAAGGUCAGAGGAGACUGAAGAAGGGAAUCCCACAAGUGCCACCUCUGGUACAUGAAAAUCAACACUUCUGUUCCUUGGAAUCUAGCUUCACCUGAAUUCCUGGCCCAGGGAACUAGUCUAUUGAGAUCCAUCUGGACCUUGAGCCUGUCUUCUGGGGUGUUGGCUACUCAUUUGUAUAGGUACCCCAAAUGUGCUCCGGAAUGUUUCGCCCAUGUCUCCUAUAGCGGAAAUCAGGAAUGCUUGGAAGGAGAGGGAAAAAUCCCUGUCACAGAUGGAUACCAUUAUAGUGACACAUGAAGCUUAAAUUCCAAACAUCAAACUAAACAAACCAACUUACAUUAUGAUUUAAUACAGGCUAGGAACACAUACAGUCUGGUUCCCAUACUAUGAUAAAUGAUCAUAUUGUUUGAUGUUGGGCAAACAAUACAUGCAGAUUUAUACAUGCCAACAAAUAUACCAAGAAACAAUACAAUGGAGAUUUCAAUAUCAAGUAAUUUAGCUUCUGAAAUCUUUAUUACAUAACAAAUAUCCCAAUGUAUGUCACAGCUGGUUAUCUCUGUUUAUCUCUGCUAUAUUUAAAUUUGUAUUAAAAAUUAUAAUGUUCAUAAUAUAACAACAUAAAUUGUAAUUAAUAUUGAUAGAAUAUAUACUUUUGUUCUUCUUUAUUUCCAAUACUUUGAGGUAACUAAAUAACAGAAUAUCAAAAAUGUAAUUACACCAAAUAAGUAACACUGUAUUGAAAUAACAUGAUGUAUCAAGAAAAAAGAAAAAAAUGCUUUCUUAAAAAGUCAUAAAUUAAUGUGAACCCAGCCAUGCUCUUUCUCACCCAAAUGUCACCUAAUGGAUGCACGGGCAAUUGAGCCUACCAUCCAACGUAUCAAGGCCAAUGACGCUAUUUAAACGGGUCAAUUCCCACUGUAGCACAGGCAGAGCCAAAGUUGAGGAGAAAAAACAUCUCCAUCACAUCUUUAGGCGCAAUGGCUAUCCCAUGGGGUUUGUGAGACAGCAUAGUAGACCACAUCGGAAUCAUAGGGACUCACGCUCCAAUGUGACAGCAACGCCGGCCACACGGACAACCCUCCCUUACAUCCAUGGUGUCUCUGAGGCCACGGCACGGCUGUUGGCCCCCUACAAUGUGAGCGUUGCCCAUAGGCCCAAGCAGACACUAAGGUCCAAGAUCAUGAAUCCAAAAGAGCCGCUCCCCAAUGGUCAAAGAUUGUCUGUAGUUUACAGAAUCAAUUGCAAGGACUGUGCGAGCAAUUACAUUGGGGAAACUACUAAAAGGCUGAGGACCAGGGUACAUGAACAUGAACUGGCUAUUAGAAGGCAGGAGCAACAACGCUCACAAGUGUGGGCCCAUAUGUCCAGCUUUGGCCACACGUUCGAUCUAGCUAAUGCAGAGGUUAUAGCUCGUGAGACUACCAAGGGUGGCCGCCUACUCAAGGAAGCCUGGCUUUCUGAUGAAAAUUCCAUCAACUGGCAUAUAGAUCUUUUGUCGGCUUAUCAGACUCUUAGGGGAUGGGAAAGACAACACCACGGUCUUCUGAAAAGACACUCAAUUCUUCCUUCGCAGGAUUAGGGUGGUAGAAUGAUGGAUGAGAUGGGCACGAUCCCUAAGGAGGACGAUUAUUAAAGGGAAAAACCAGAGACUGAAACAAUGGGACAGCAUCUUGCAUAACUGGGACGAUGGCUCUACAGGUGAGGUGACCACGACUCCCAUGGGCGGAGAUGAUGGACCAAAUGGCCCUAAGCCAGGGAUGA